Phaedon cochleariae (mustard beetle) is the source of this 1279-nucleotide messenger RNA. Lineage: Eukaryota; Metazoa; Arthropoda; Insecta; Coleoptera; Chrysomelidae. The record is from the annotation of a GenBank genome assembly.
AAAACCCUGAAGAAGAAACCUGCUCGAUAAUUAUAUGAAACGAGUGCAGUCGAUAAAGCUCAUCAUUCAAGUCGUUACAUCGCAUCAGAGAAAGAUGCAGCGGCAAGAGAGAUUUUUUGUGAUUUCGUUGUACAUCUGUGUCGCGACGCUGUUGGCAUUCGUCAGCGGCACCGUACAUCACAACUACAUCUCCAACAGAUUCGAUCAUUUCACCGAAGAUGAAUACAACACCAUAUUUCCCCACAAGGAAGACGAAAGAGGCACCUUGAAGCUCAUCAACGUGCUCUUCAGACAUGGCAACAGAACAGCAGACAGUCAAGCAGAACUAUAUCCUAGAGAUCCAUACUUGAACAACACGUAUUUCCCUUACGGACUUGGACAACUAACUAGGAUUGGUAAAAGGAGGGAAUACGAUAUAGGAGUAGCACUAAGAAAACGGUACAACAAUUUUUUGGGACAAUACUAUUACCCCGAAAUAGUAGAAGCUAUCAGUACGGAUUACAACAGGACAAAAAUGUCCCUUCAGUUGGUACUUGCAGGACUUUUUCCACCUAGGAGAGACGACAUGUUCGACGACAAUUUCUUUUGGCAACCAAUACCGUUCAACUAUUUCCCCAGACCACAAGACAGGGUAUUGUUGGGUGUCCUGUGUCCAAGAUAUCUGGAAAUAUACGAACAAUACUGUGCCUCGAACCGAAUCCAGGGAAAAUUCCAGAAAUACCAAAAAAUCUUCGACUACGUUUCUCAGCACAGCGGCCUGAACGUGACAAGAUUUCAACACCUCUACCAAUUGUAUUUCGGUUUGUCCACGGAGAGCGAAUACGGUCUGGACAUGCCUGCUUGGACGAACGCCGUUUGGCCGGACACCAUCGUCAAACUGUCCAUCGAAGAAUACUACAUCUCGAUGGGAAACUCCAAUCUGAGGAAAAUGGCGGCCGGCUAUUUUUUGCACAAACUCUUGGAGGACGCCCGCAGAAAGAUGUCCGACACCAGCAAACUGACGAGAAAGAUCCAUCUGUAUUCUGCCCACGAGAACAACAUUGCGCAACUGUUGAUCGCCCUCGGAGUUUUCGAGCCUCAUAUCCCCAAUUACGGGGCGUACGCCAUACUGGAGUUGCACAAAGUCAAUGGGGUGUAUGGUUUCAAGAUUUUUUAUGACAAUUGGACGGGAGGUGGACCGCGACUUUUAAAGAUGCCGCGAUGCGGGGAAUUUUGUCCGUUCGAUAGAUUCAUAUCUUUGAUCGACGAACAUCUUCCAAUCAACCACGAAAAUCUGUGU